Anopheles marshallii is the source of this 1518-nucleotide messenger RNA. RefSeq names its product cytochrome P450 4d2-like. The record is from RefSeq and is a predicted model, not a curated record. NCBI's taxonomy places the organism in Eukaryota, Metazoa, Arthropoda, Insecta, Diptera, Culicidae. The transcript is spliced from 4 exons. Gene Ontology annotation, molecular function: iron ion binding; heme binding; monooxygenase activity. The coding region runs from base 1 to 1518 and encodes 505 amino acids.
AUGAUCCUGCAAGCAUUUCUUAUAGCGGCCGCCGUCUAUCUGCUGAUCACUCAUAUGAUCCAGCGGAAGAAGCUGCAGACAAUGAACAAACACUUUCCUGGCCCGAAACCACUUCCGGUGGUUGGUAAUUUGCUCGAGUUUGCCACAUUGGACAUUCCCGGUGUGUUUGAACGCGUGGUCGCACUACACGAGAAGCAUGGACAGGAUUACAUGAUGUGGUCACUUUUCAACUGGACCAUCUUAAUGAUGACCAGCCGGAAGAAUGUGGAGAAGGUACUGCUGGCGAAGCAGACGGAGAAAGCGCUGCUGUAUCAGUUCAUCGAACCGUGGCUCGGUACGGGGCUGCUGAUUGCGAGCGGUGAGAAGUGGUUCCAGCGCCGCAAGAUCAUCACACCGACGUUUCACUUCAAGAUUUUGGAGCAGUUUGUGCGCGUGUUCAACAAGGAAACGGACACGAUGGUGAAGUUGCUGCGCAAGCAUGUCGGUGGGAAAGAGUUUGACAUUUACGACUACGUCACGCUGAUGGCACUGGACAGCAUCUGUGAAACGUCCAUGGGUACGUCGGUGGACGCCCAGCACAACCCGGACAAUCAAUACGUGCAGAAUGUAAAGCGGAUGGCGGUUCUGGUGCUACUGCGUACGAUCAGUAUCGUCGGACCGUACCCGAUGCUGUACGACCUGUUUCACCCGAACGCCUGGGAACAGCGCAAAGUCGUCAAGCAGUUGCAUGACUUCACCGACAACGUGAUUCGUAGUCGGCGCCAACAGCUGGCCAAGGAGAAGUCGGAAAAUGUCGCAUUUGAUUUGAACGAGGAAAAUUUGUACUCCAAGCGCAAGCUUACCUUCCUGGAUCUGCUGCUGAACGUGACGGUCGAGGGUAAACCACUGAGCAAUCUGGACAUCCGCGAGGAGGUGGAUACAUUCAUGUUCGAGGGCCACGACACAACAACCAGCGGUAUCUCGUUCACCAUCUGCGAACUGGCCCGCAACCAGGACGUACAGGAACGGGUGUACGAAGAGAUAGUGGCGGUGUUGGGCAAGGACCAUAAAACGGCUGAGCUUACCUAUCAGAACCUGCAGGAAUUCAAGUACCUCGAUCUGGUGGUGAAGGAAGGUUUGCGCAUGUAUCCACCGGUGGGGAUAAUUGGCCGUGCGCUAGUAGAAGAUUUGGAGCUGAAUGGCACGAUCGUACCGGCGGGACAAAACGUCCUGGUGCCGAUCUACGUGAUCCAUCGCAAUCCGGAGAUCUACCCAAACCCGAACCAGUUCGAUCCGUCCCGAUUUUCGGAGGAUGCCGAAUCGAAACGUGGCCCAUUUGACUAUCUGCCGUUCAGCAUUGGGGCCCGGAACUGUAUCGGCCAGCGGUACGCAGUGAUGGAGAUGAAGGUUUCGCUCAUCAAGCUAAUUGCAAACUACCGCGUCCUGCCGGGCGAAUCACUUCCGAAGCUGCGCGUAAAGACUGAUCUGGUGCUGCGCCCUGAUAUUGGCAUUCAGGUGAAACUUGAACUCCGACAGUAA